AUGGCCUCUCCAAAAGUCACCGUCCUCUCCGGCCCCACCACCCCGGGCACCCAAAACGACCACGAACUCGCCUCCGCCCGCACCGCCCUCACCCUCCUCAAAACCCGCCUCGGCAAAGCCGCCCUAAAAACCCUCCUCGCCGAAGACAUCGCCGCCGCAGACACCUACUGGAAAUCCUUCACCAGCCCCAGCACCACCCCCUCCGAAAUCCCCUACGCCCCCAUCUCCGUGACCCUCCGCGCCCAAGGAAUCUCCUCGGCCGAACUCCUCGCAUGGUUUAAGGAGUCGAUGUCCGACAUCCAAACCAUGUGGGCCGGCCACCCGGAACACUACAUCAACGGGCACGAAGUGCUCGAGACGAUCGACAGCCACGUGUCGCUUUUCGAUCUGCAUUUCUUCCCGGAUGGGCAGCCGCCGGAUUUCGUUUCGAAACUCCUUCGCGAGGAAGGGAAGUAUCCUAUCAGUAUGGCGGCCGCGGGGCUGUUGCAGGCGGAUCCGAGGAUUGUGGUGGGUUAUGCUUGUCAUCAGUUUCGGGAUUUGGAAGGGGGGGAGUUGGAGGUGGGUGGGAACGGGAGGGGGUUUGAGGUUAAGGUGGGCGGGUGUUUGCCGGAGGGGGUUGGGGAGGUUGUGAGGGAGGCGCAGAGACGGCAUUUGGCGGUGGAGUGGAGGAAUUGGAUUGGGAUGGCGGUGGAGAGUGUGUUGGGGAAGGAGAAGGGGGAGGGGGUGAAUGGGGAGGGGACUGGGGAGAAAUAG
This is a messenger RNA of Zasmidium cellare ATCC 36951, 753 nucleotides long. RefSeq lists its product as uncharacterized. The transcript has a single exon. NCBI's taxonomy places the organism in Eukaryota, Fungi, Ascomycota, Dothideomycetes, Mycosphaerellales, Mycosphaerellaceae. Bases 1 to 753 code for a protein of 250 amino acids. The record is from RefSeq and is a predicted model, not a curated record.